This is a messenger RNA of Actinia tenebrosa (Australian red waratah sea anemone), 1778 nucleotides long. RefSeq lists its product as uncharacterized. Lineage: Eukaryota; Metazoa; Cnidaria; Anthozoa; Actiniaria; Actiniidae. The record is from RefSeq and is a predicted model, not a curated record.
CUGCACCUGCCAAAAAAGAAAAAAAAGAAUAAGAGCUGUGUUUGUUUCCGGUUCAGUCGAGAAAAAGAAAGGGCUUUACAACAAAAUGCUAAGGAGAAAUUAUUGCCAUCCCAGUAAUUCGGUUUGAGUUUGAUUGGCUUAGUUUCUGUGGAUAUCUAAGGUACAUUUGUCGAAAUAAUCACUUAAACUAAACGGGCGAUGGAAGUGUCUUCUGAGAGCCGCUGAAAAAUAACUGAUCUAGAAAGCUGCUCCCGUAGGUGAAAAUAUUAUUUAUACACUCUUGAAAUAGUAGUAGGUCAUAUACGAGUUAAUUGCCUCAAAUAGCAAAACUUUCGUCCAAGGAACAUGAAGUUCUUGUCUGAUGUUGUUUACUGGUAACCUCUCACAACUGAACAACAGAGAAGAGAUUGAAAAAUGGACGUCAAAAGCCUGAAUGAAAUGUGAAACUUUCUUAUGAGUAAGGUUUGCUUAUUUUAGACUUGAUUUUUUAUCUUCCUCCUAAUCGUACGUCGCCAAUGUCUAACAACUCGGCUACCACCGAAGCACCUUUCUAUGACAUGGGUUUGGGAAUGCCCUUAUGGGUCGUCAUUGUCUGGGCAGCUGUUGGUGUUCUUGUCAUUGCCAUGAUUAUUUUGAUCGUUUACGCCUGCCACGCAAGAAAAACUGCACCACCUAAUGACAGCAGUGAAGAUGACGAGAGACGAAUGUCUGUCGCCACAUUUGAUAACUAUCCUCAGGGAUACAUCAACGAUCUGCACACCAAACGACUCAUAACUGAACAGCUUUUCCCUUCAACCUUCGUGAACAACAUGCGGAUACCACGUGCUGUGGAGGUGCGCAUGACAGACACUCCAAGGAGCAGUGGAGACUUCAUACCACAGCAAAACGUCACAGAACCUCCGAGGGUUUCAUUUGAAGAAUUAGGUUUCCAUGGAUACGAGUAUGAACACUAUGACGACGAUGAUGAUGUUAACGAGUUGCAUCCAAACAAACGAAUAAGCCUUUCGAGAGAUGCGUCGUUCAAAGCUUCUAACAUCAGCGAGGAGAACAAAGCAAAACAGCUUCAUAGAGAACGAAUGCUGGUGAAUGAACUGAGGGAAAAGAUUCGAAGAGAUAAGAGGAUCAAUGAAGAGGACAGCAAAUGGUAGCUUUGUGAGAAAAGAGCAGCUGCAAAACUGCUGGAAGCUCCACUAGAAGGCAAUGACAGACAGACAGACAGUUUUGCUAUACAGUUCUGCGUUAUUGAAUCGAGGAAAAACAAGGAACUCCUGGUUUUGAAUGGAAAGAAAAUAUUGGUCUUUGCAAUUUGUUUUUACACCUUUUGCCGUUUAGUCAGCAAGCAACGUUCGUUAGCUUGUCACUAGUAUACUUGCAAGUAAUUCCCGGCAUGGGCCUGACUGGGAAUUUUAUUAAAUUGAUUAUACAUUAGCAAAAAACGUUUUAUUUUACAGUUUUCGUAAGAGUGGGAAACGAUAUGGCGCAGCUGUAACCGCGCGUUGUGAUUGGAUGAACUAUAUUGACAGACAGUGGUGGGAAGCCAUUUCAAUGUUACGGCAUGCCGUAUCCUGUAUGUGCUGUAAGUCUGUACCGUAAGUUUCCCACUCAUACGAAAAUCAUUCUGACUUAUGGUUAAGCCAUCUUAAUGUUUCAAUGUUACGGCAUGUCGUACUGUGUACGUGCUAUAAGUCAGGAACCUACGAAAUCGCUUCCAGACGUACUAAACGUCAAUUUGGAAGUGAUGUUACUAAUGAUCAUUAAACAACGCCAUUCAAGUAAAA